UCAGCGCGUGGCAGCUGCCUGCGUCGACGAGCUCAUCGCCCUCGAGGCCCUCCAGCAGGGCAGCUUCGGCGCGCCGUGCCCGAAGCAGGCCGACGCGCGCCAGUCGCUAGUCCGCGGGCGGGGCGACGCCGCGGUCGAGACCGCGGGCGACGCGACCUGCCCCCCGCAGCUGUGCGAGCAAGUGUCGCGGGGCAUGGGCAGCUGGGCAGACAG
Prorocentrum cordatum is the source of this 213-nucleotide messenger RNA. Lineage: Eukaryota; Dinophyceae; Prorocentrales; Prorocentraceae. The record is from the annotation of a GenBank genome assembly.